This is a messenger RNA of Aspergillus alliaceus, 994 nucleotides long. Its product is annotated as putative SNF7 family protein (Cta1). Gene Ontology annotation, biological process: vesicle budding from membrane; late endosome to vacuole transport via multivesicular body sorting pathway. NCBI's taxonomy places the organism in Eukaryota, Fungi, Ascomycota, Eurotiomycetes, Eurotiales, Aspergillaceae. The coding region runs from base 238 to 888 and encodes 216 amino acids. The record is from RefSeq and is a predicted model, not a curated record. The transcript has 2 exons. Gene Ontology annotation, cellular component: multivesicular body.
CUAAUAUGCCCGAAUCUGCAUCAGGUGAUGGGAACCCUUAAGACUUUAGUCAGAAAUCAUUUGAAACAGGUCAUUUGCUUAAUCAGUCAACAAUCAUUGUUGCCUUAAGGCAGCGACAGACCCGCCACUGCAACUAGCUUCAUUCCAACUACUUUUGAGAUAGUCACAUCCGCAAGCUGAAUCCCCAAAGGACCUUUAUGCAACUUAGCUAUUCUUACCUUCCAUACGACCACCAAGAUGAAUCGCCUUUUUGGAGCUAAGAGCAACGCUCCCAAACCCACUCUUGACGGGGCUAUCGCAAAUGUGGACAACCGUGUUGCGAGUAUAGACAUCAAAUUGGCAGCCCUCAAUUCAGAACUCUCCACCUAUCAAUCAAAAAUCGCCAAGAUGCGCGAUGGACCUGGCAAAAAUGCACUCCGACAAAAGGCUCUCAAAGUGCUGCAGCGCCGGAAGCAAUACGAAGCCCAACGGGAUCAGCUAUCCCAACAAUCAUGGAAUAUGGAACAAGCCGGAAUGAUGCAAGAUAACUUGAAGAACGUGAUGACAACCGUGGACGCAAUGAAGUCGACCACCAAGACCCUCAAGAAGCAAUACGGCAAGAUCGACGUGGACCAGAUUGAGCGGAUGCAGGAUGAGAUGGCUGAUUUGAUGGAUAUUGGGAACGAGAUCCAGGAAAGUAUAUCGCGUGCGUACGACAUCCCUGAAGACGUGGACGAAGCGGAGCUUGAUGCGGAAUUGGAGGCGCUGGGCGAAGAGACAAUGUUCGAGAGCUCGAUGGGUGAAAGCGCAAUGCCUAGUUUCCUGCAGGAUGAGGUGGCACCACCUCAGUUUAUCGACGAGCCUCCCGAACAGACUAAGGUCAAGGAGCCUGCCAGCGGUCUAGGCUAGUAGUGCUUACGGGGAUACAAGAUCAUGGAGUUCAUCAUGGGAGCAUGGGAGUUAGGAUCUUUAAGUAUUCAUCUGUAGAUUGAUUGGGUUUCGGCGUCUAUCUGAA